Molecule: messenger RNA, 249 nt
Organism: Didymodactylos carnosus
Lineage: Eukaryota; Metazoa; Rotifera; Eurotatoria; Philodinida; Philodinidae
Source: the annotation of a GenBank genome assembly
AUGAAACACGAUCCACAGUAUUUAGCUAGCUGUCAUGGUCAUAUAGGAAAUCUGUGUUUGAAACUAAAUGAUUAUAUUAAAGCAUUAGAUCAUUAUCAAAAAUCAUUAAAACUCAAACUAGAAUCAUUACCAGAAAAUCAGUUAUCGAUAGCGUUGACUUAUGUGUAUCUGGGAAGGCUUUAUGAUGAACGUUUAAAUGAAUAUACAAUGGCUCUGAUCACUACAAAAAAUCAUUUGAAAUCAGAUUAA